AUGCUUGGAAUUCUCAGCUGCACUACGACGAGCAUUCCGGGGUGUUGCAAUAAAAUUUGUGAGAGAUUUUUAUCUUUAAAUACAACUUCGUUGAUGACGCAUUUGAAGAAUGCAGUUCGUAGACAUGUUUUUCUUGUGAUACAAAUCAUGGUGAAAAAUUCGGAUGGUGCAACGACAGUGAUUCAAAAGAAACAAAAAGGAUCUGGUAAUGAAGGUAAAGUUAGAGAUAAUUCAUUCGCAUCAAAAGCAGAUCGUUUGUCUAAUCUUUUACCAUCUGAAACUGUGACCGAAGGGAAAUAUGUGCACGAUGUAAAUCGUUGGGCUUACAAACCUGAUAAUAGUGGAAAAUAUGUUCACAAACCGGAAUGGAACGAGUACAAUGGUGGUUAUGGACCAUUUAGAAAUCCUUACGAGCACGAUGGGAUACCAUAUGAGCACGAUGGGAGACCUUACGAGCACGAUGAAAGGCAAAUCAUUAAAAUAAAAAAAGAUAAUCGUUGA
This is a messenger RNA of Clunio marinus, 501 nucleotides long. NCBI's taxonomy places the organism in Eukaryota, Metazoa, Arthropoda, Insecta, Diptera, Chironomidae. The record is from the annotation of a GenBank genome assembly.